Molecule: messenger RNA, 460 nt
Organism: Darwinula stevensoni
Lineage: Eukaryota; Metazoa; Arthropoda; Ostracoda; Podocopida; Darwinulidae
Source: the annotation of a GenBank genome assembly
AUGCCCAGGUUCAGUGCUUCGUACGUGUGGAUUCGGCAUCCAGCCGAUAGGAGCCAGAUGCGGACGCCGGAAGUGGUGUCAUUCCGACUUCUUUCAAUUUAUGAAUCGUCUCACAAGGGCGGAAGAGCGAGCAGUGUUUUGCAAAAAGUCAGUGUUCCAUUGGUGGGACCAUCAGACUGCGAUCAGGUGCCUCGGAAGUAUAAGGGCCUAAGGACUAUGUGUCAAAAUGGUGUGAAGGGGCGAAUCCUAUGCGCCGGCACAGGAGGCAACGAUUCGUGCCAGGGAAACUCAGUGGGACCAUUGAUGCUAUCUCCCUCUCCAGACAGCUGCGUGCACACCAUUGUGGGGAUCGCAUCCACUGGCGUCGGGUGCGGGAAUCCUGACUUUCCUGGCUUUUAUACUCAGGUCUCCUCCUGCUAGGACUUGAUUGAAGGGAUUGUCUAUAAGAGUCCUUCACGUG